Messenger RNA from Limulus polyphemus (Atlantic horseshoe crab), 442 nucleotides. Its product is annotated as glycine receptor subunit alpha-2-like. Gene Ontology annotation, molecular function: chloride channel activity; extracellular ligand-gated monoatomic ion channel activity; neurotransmitter receptor activity. Lineage: Eukaryota; Metazoa; Arthropoda; Merostomata; Xiphosura; Limulidae. The annotation marks the transcript as partial. Gene Ontology annotation, biological process: chloride transmembrane transport; nervous system process; chemical synaptic transmission. Gene Ontology annotation, cellular component: membrane; synapse; neuron projection. The record is from RefSeq and is a predicted model, not a curated record. The transcript is spliced from 3 exons.
GCCUACCAGGCAGACAUAUUCUACCAUCAGUUCUGGAAAGAUCAUCGGCUUAACUCCAGCAUUGCUAACAACUACCACGAUUACAAACUUAUUCUGGACAACAAGUGGCGAAAUGACAUCUGGACCCCAGACACUUAUUUUAAGAACUCGCUUAAUGGACAAGUUCACGACAUUGUUAACCCUUACAUGUACAUGGUGCUUUACAACAACAGUGAAGUGUUCUUCGCUGCAAGAAUGUCUCUCACGUUAAGUUGUGAGAUGAACCUUGGAUCUUAUCCUCAUGAUGUUCAAGAUUGUAGCAUCAAGAUAAUGAGCCUUCAAUACACAGCGGACAACGUUCUGUUGUUGUGGAAAGAGUUUCAAGUAACUGAUAAAUUGUUGCUGGCACAGUUUGACGUCACGGACCGUAGCUUCGACAACUGUACCAAAACGUACAGCAUCG